AUGAGUUCAUCUUCUAGACGGUCAGCCAAUGCUGCUUCGACAUCAGCUUCAGCUGUUAACGCUGCUGCUUCACCUAAUUCGGCCCAUUCGAACAACACACCUGGUUUGAAAGAUGUUUACGAUCCCCAAAUUUCCCCUGCCAACUAUUUAAGUACCCCUGGUGUUGGUACUGCGUUGAAUGGCUCAUCUGACGAUGCGACUGGACUUGCAUUUGGAGGACAUCAACAGAGUCUGCAACAGCGCCAGCACCAGCACCAGCAACAACAACAACAACAUCCAUAUUUCUCAACUGAAUUGCAACAGCGCGCCGAAUUGCAAAGAAGACAACAACAGUUGCAACAGUUCCAGCAACAACAGAGAGAAUUGGCACAAGCACAAGCUCAGGUCCAGGCUCAAGCUAGAGCGCAGGCUCAGGCCCAGGCUCAAGCUAGAGCGCAAGCACAGGCCCAGGCUCAAGCUAGAGCGCAAGCACAGACCCGCUUACAAGCUCAGCAAUUUCAACAACUCCAACAACAGCAGCAGCAACAGCAGCAGCAACAGCAACAACAACAACUGCAAACACAGCACCGUGUUGUUCAAUUACCACAGAACCAAGGUGUGCCAGUCCCAUCACACGCAUCAUCACUCUCUUCCACACUGCAAGAAGAGCUCGAUGCUGGUGAAGAUCUCCGAUCAAAGUAUGUUGAAAAUGAAAUGGUCAAGACUUUCAACAGUAAAGCUGAUCUUGUCAAGUAUGUUAAGUUGGUCUUGGGACCAGAGGACCAUUGUCGUAUUGUCAUCAACUCAUCCAAGCCGAAAGCAAUUUAUUUCCAAUGUGAACGAGCUGGAUCCUUUAGGACUACUGUGAAGAACCCACAAAUUAGACAACGAAUUGCAUACACAAAGAGAAACAAGUGUCCUUAUCGAUUAGUAGCUAAUGUUUAUUCUAGUGAUAAGGGUAGUGGUGCAGGUAGCGGCGGCAGCAGCAACACCAACACCAACACCAACAGCGCCACCAGUAACAAAAAAAUCAAGAGUGAAGACGAUGGUGCAUUUGACGCAAAUGGCAACCUAGUUGGGAUUAAACAGGAGGGUAGUAACCUGUCAGGUGGUGCUGCUGCUGCUGGUGGCGCUGCUAGUAGUGACUCCACUGAUGGUGAAGGUGAACAGUUAUGGAUUUUAAGAAUGAUUAAUCCACAACAUAAUCAUCCCCCUGAUCCACCAAGCAAGAAAAAGAGACAUAAAGAAGCAAGAACAUUAGUUGAGAAACCAUUGAUCAAACAUCCACAACAGAAGAGGCAACUGGAUGGAAGUUCGGCGUCUUCUCUUGGAAGAGGAGGUCCAGGUGGUGUUGGUGAUACCUCUGUGGGCGGUAUUGACAACAUUGGUGGUAUUGGUGGACAAAACUUUCAACUGAACAGUCAUCACUUGUCACCUCAAUUCCACCAGCACCAACAACAGCAUCACCAACAAGUACAAAAUCUGGAUCUUGAGCAUGCGCUAUCAAACAUUGCUGGCGCUGCCAAUUACAACGAGUUGAUUGGUCAUUUAAGCCAGAAUCUCACGCCGCAACAGCAACAACCGCAACAAGGAGCAGGAGGAAGUAGACGGGGACGAACACAACAACAACAACAACAACAUCAGCAGCAGCAGCAACUUAUCCAUCAACAUCCAGAUGCAUCAGUAUAUGCCGCGCUCGAAGCCGCCAAUAGCAAUGUUGCGCCUGGCACUUCUAAUGCAAACGAUAUAGCCGCUGCUGCCGCCGCUGCUGCUGCUGCGGUAGCAAUGAAUGCACAGCAUGGUGGUGCUGGUGCUGGUGCUGGUGCUGGUUCUGGUGGCCCAAAUGGUGUCAAUGUCGUCAAUGGAACUGGUCAGAGUGCACAGGGUGAUUUGGAUCUGAGUCAGAUUGACCCCAAUGUUGAUCCGAGUGUGCAGGCGCAUGACCAGUCGCAUCAGCAUCAAUUGAGAAGAGGUGGAUACUUGUGA
Messenger RNA from Lodderomyces theae, 1965 nucleotides. It is a transcript of the gene RBF1, whose product is annotated as Rbf1p. Lineage: Eukaryota; Fungi; Ascomycota; Pichiomycetes; Serinales; Debaryomycetaceae. The record is from RefSeq and is a predicted model, not a curated record. The coding region runs from base 1 to 1965 and encodes 654 amino acids. The transcript has a single exon.